AUGACGUUAGCUCAGUCUUUCAAGCUUCUUUCGGGACACGAGAUUCCAGCAGUUGGCCUGGGCACCUGGCAAUCCAAGCCCAAUGAGGUCAAGAACGCCGUUGAACAUGCCCUCAAGUCGGGGUACCGCCACAUUGACGCGGCAGCCGUCUACGACAACGAGAAGGAAGUCGGCGAAGGUCUCAAGGCUUCUGGCGUCCCAAGGAAAGACAUUUUUGUCACCAGCAAGCUUUGGAACACCCAUCACAAGGCAGAGGAUGUUGAGACCGCACUAGACAUUACCCUCAGCGACCUGCAGACUGACUACGUUGACUUGUACCUGAUUCACUGGCCCGUAUCCUUCAACAAAAAGGACGAUGCCACCCGGUUCCCCCUGCAUCCCGUCACUGAGGCCGUCGACGUCAUCGACGUCCCGGUGAUUGAGACGUGGAAGGCAAUGGAGGCCCUCGUCAAGAAGGGCAAGAUCCGUUCCAUCGGCGUUUCCAACUUCACCCGCGAGAAAAUUGAGGACCUUUGGGACAAGGCCGAGAUCAAGCCUGCGGUGAACCAAAUUGAGGCGCACCCGUACCUGCAGCAGCCCGACCUCCUUGCCUGGUCCAAAGAAAAGGGUAUUGUGGUCACGGCGUAUAGCCCCCUCGCUAACAACAUUUACAACCUCCCUCGUGCCGUUGACGACCCCGCCAUCGCCGAGUUGGCCAAGUCCCUCGAUAAGGAGCCGGCGCAACUCAUUAUCAGCUGGUCUGUCCAAAGAGGCACCGUGGUGUUGCCCAAGUCCGUUACCCCCUCAAGAAUCGAGAAAAACUUUGAAGUGUUUGAGCUCCCCAAGGACGUUUUUGAGAAGAUCAACGCCUUGGACAGGAAGCACCGCUACAACUUUCCAGCCCGCCUCGGUCAAGACAUCUUUGGCGAGUCAGACCCGGAGACGCUGAAGAAGGCGGUAGAAACUUGGGUGGCACAGCAGAAGAAGAUUAGAGCGGGCCAAGCAUAG
Molecule: messenger RNA, 987 nt
Organism: Colletotrichum abscissum
Lineage: Eukaryota; Fungi; Ascomycota; Sordariomycetes; Glomerellales; Glomerellaceae
Product: aldo/keto reductase
Exons: 7
Coding region: 1-987 (328 amino acids)
Cellular component (GO): cytosol
Molecular function (GO): aldose reductase (NADPH) activity
Source: RefSeq, a predicted model, not a curated record